UGAGCUGCUGGACCGGGUGAGCGCAGCAGAAGGAACAGAAGCAGAGCUGGGGGAAGAAGGAGCGGGUCGCGCGUGGCCGGAGUCCGGGGGACCUUCGACGUGGCGCCGAACCGUCGCUCCUCGCAGCCCGGGAUCCUGAAGACAGAAGAGAAUGGCAGACUUUCCUGAUGUAGUUUCUGUGGCUACAAAGCUAAAAAAUGAGGUCAUCCGGUACUACAAUGUUGAAGAUGAUGAGUGGAGACUUACUAAGAAAACAAAAGAUACGACAGUUUGGCGUAAGCCAUCUGAAGAAUUCAAUGGAUACCUCUACAAAGCACAAGGGAUUGUGGAGGAUGUUGCCAACAGAAUAGUAGAUCACAUACGCCCUGGACCCUAUCGACUCUACUGGGAUAGUCUGAUGACCUCGAUGGAUAUUGUUGAUGAGUUUGAAGAGAACUGUUGUAUUAUGCGGUACACCACAGCUGGCCAGUUGUGGAACAUCAUUUCUCCCAGAGAGUUUGUUGACUUCUCCUGCACAGCAGACUACGAAGACGGGAUUCUGUCAUGCGGUGUCAGCCUGGACUAUGGUGAAGUAAAACCGGGUUAUGUUCGAGGUUUUAACCACCCCUGUGGCUGGUUCUGUUUCCCUCUCAAGGACAAUCCUAGACACAGCCUGCUGAUAGGCUUCAUCCAGACAGAUUUGCGUGGGAUGAUCCCCCAGUCGGCGGUGGACACGGCUAUGGCCAGUACUCUGACUAACUUUUAUUCUGAUCUCAGAAAAACCCUGAAAGCAUAAUCUGCGCUGACCUCAAGCUCUGUGUGUUUCUUGCAAUCAUAUUCUGCACCUCAUAGUCGAUUCUCAAAACCUUAGGAUAGGUUGGAAGCUUCCUGCAUGAAGGUCUGUAGUAUUUUCCUUAUAGGUGCUGGUAGUCCCAUUUGCACAGAAGAACUGAAAGCAUGUUUACUCUGAAGUAAGAUCCACUGAGCUCAAUGAAACUCACUUGGCAAGCCUUCGGCACAUCGUUGCUUCUUAGCCAAGCCGUGGACACAGAAGCCCAUGGCACUCGCACCACCACAUUCUGGACAGAACUCUAAAUCAGAGUGUUCUUGCAAGUUGAGGGAAAGGAUCUCUUCCCUGCAGGAAUACAGUCUGUGGGCUGGCCUACACAACAUAAUUUCCAGAAUGGUUGUAGCUCCAAAGCGUGCAAAUCACCGUGCUCACAUUUGCAGCACCCCCAUGGAAGAUGUUCAUUUUCACAAAGGGAAGGGUGAAAACAUGUUCUGCUCUAGCUAAUUUCACCCCUAAAGGAAACUAGGCAAUGAUAGGAAAGCUCUGCCAUCCAGCAACCCCUUUAUUUACUAAGACUGCUUUACUAAAUGUUAUUACUAGGGAGAAGCCUCACUGAGCACAGUAGGACUUGCUUCUGAGUAAACAUUGAAGGCGGAGGCCUGUAAGAGUGGGAAUAGCAAUACACUGGCAUCUUUUCUUUUCAAGGGCUAAAUGUAUGAAUGCGAAAUACUAAUGCUUUCAUGUACUUUAUGUUGCUUGCUAAUCCUGAUCUAAAAGAUGGUUCAGAAUCUUUUAUCUUUAAACUAUAAAGCUUGAUGCACUGUAGAGAAUUCUGUGCUCCUGUUUCCAUACUUUACUGCUUUAUAGAGUAAUUUUGUCAUUGGUUAUUUGGGGUGGCAUGCAGCUGAGUCUUACUCAGAGUAGACCCACUGAAAUUAAUGAACCUACUCUGUAUAAAACUUACUUGCAUACCGCCCAUUUUAGCCAAAAAGUUAGCAGUAGUUGUUACUGAUAACAAAAUAGUAAAGCGUGUGGCUAUUUGCAAAACUGCUCUGAUUAUUAUUAGUACAUGGUGACAAGUUUCAAUUAGUAACUUCUGUAAAAUGUAUUAUCCUUCAAUAGGAGACUGGAGGGACUUAACAGUGCUUAACUUUGACUGGGUGCACCUAAGAAUUGAAUCAAGAUUUCCCAUAAAAACAGUUUAAUAAUAUUUAAGGCCUAUACUCCAGGACAUCGUUUUCUUAAGAUUGCUCUUAUGUUAACUUACCAGGAAAGAAUUCAUUUGAGACUUUGGUGGAGCAUAAUCUUCUUAAAGCUUCACGAUGAUGUUUAUUUUUUUAAAUUGUUAAUAUGCUUCAAUUAUUUAAACAGAUGUUUUUAAAUUCACUUGCUGGUACAAGUGACCCACAGUUCUACUGAAAUGGCUGCUAGCCAUUGAGAUGGUGCUAGUGCUGGAAGAAUAUAUAGGAAUUGUGCUGCAGUUCUGUAUUAUAACUGGUGAGAGAUUAUUUAUAUAAGAUGCUUAAGAUGUAUAUUAAAGUAUUCAGUUCAAAAUA
This is a messenger RNA of Podarcis muralis (Common wall lizard), 2325 nucleotides long. It is a transcript of the gene STARD4, whose product is annotated as StAR related lipid transfer domain containing 4. Gene Ontology annotation, biological process: cholesterol transport involved in cholesterol storage; cholesterol import; intracellular cholesterol transport. Gene Ontology annotation, cellular component: cytosol; endoplasmic reticulum. The record is from RefSeq and is a predicted model, not a curated record. Lineage: Eukaryota; Metazoa; Chordata; Lepidosauria; Squamata; Lacertidae. Gene Ontology annotation, molecular function: cholesterol binding; cholesterol transfer activity.